Ictalurus furcatus (blue catfish) is the source of this 1142-nucleotide messenger RNA. RefSeq lists its product as uncharacterized. Lineage: Eukaryota; Metazoa; Chordata; Actinopteri; Siluriformes; Ictaluridae. The record is from RefSeq and is a predicted model, not a curated record. Gene Ontology annotation, biological process: response to bacterium. Bases 486 to 1142 code for a protein of 218 amino acids. The transcript is spliced from 5 exons.
UGCAGUGUGUUCAUGUGUUGUGUAGGAGAUAUAGUGUGUUCAGUUCAGUUCGUGGAUUCAGAAUGUAUCUCUCAGAUAAAUGAACACAUUUAAGAGGAGUUGGUGAUGUUUUAUUGCUCAUUAAACUGAUUUAGGUUUAGUUUUUUUCCCCAGCACACUCUACAUUAGACUAAGUGUAAUGUGAGUCGUUACCUACAAUGAGUUCGACACCCCGACCCUAACCAAUCCCCUAUACCAGGGAGACUAAACUGAAUAGAGUUAUAAUUGUUUAUCACUAAAUAAAUUCACCGCUUUUGUGAAAUGUCCUCAGAAAUCAUCUGGGGAGUUGAGAAGAUGUUUUUCUACACAUAUGAGGUGAAAAAAACCCUGCGGUCAGAGCGAGUUGAACUGCCACUUCCCCCUCAGUCCUGUAGCUCUAAACUUCUUCUUGUCUGAAGCUUCCUCACUGACUAUUUACACCUUGUGAACACAGAUCAAGUUUCAUCAUGAAGAUCCUCCACAUUCACUUCUACCUACUUGUGUGCUGUGGAGCUGCAGAAAGUUUCACAGAGAAGUCGGUAGAUUUGGGACAAAAUGUGACUCUAAAGUGUGUGGUGUCUGUGAAAGAUGUGUACUGGUUCCUGAUGAAGCCGUCAGAACCUCCAGUGUUUAUAUUACGCUCUUACUCAAGUAGUAUCCUGGAGCCAUAUUACAGAAACACGACCUUCAGCAAGAGAUUCUCAGUGCAAUAUAAUAGCAGUUUAUUUAUACACAAUAUAAGUACUAAUGAAUUAGGAGUGUAUUAUUGUAUUCAAACUCAAACUGGUUCACCUCCCGACAUCAGCAGUGGAAUCAGACUUUACAUCCGGAAUCAUUCAGCUGAGAAUCAGACAUGUGAAACUGAACAGCGGCCGAAUCAGACAGCGGAUCAAUGUGAAGACGUCGGACUCUGGCGGAUUCUCUUCAUCGUACUCGGAACAAUAAACUGUCUCGUCAUUGCUGUAGUCGCAGUCUCGAUCGUUACCUGCUGUGGAAAAACCAAAUCUCCAAACUGCGAUGUGAAGCUUCAAGAAGUCAGUGGAUCACAGAGUUGGUUGGCAAAAGCACAUAAUGAAAGCAGCUACACUGUGGUGGAGUUUAUUCCGUUUCACCCUGUGGUGUAA